AAGCAACAUCAAGAAGAAGAAGAAUGCCGGACACAAACAAAACAAAAGUGCAUUUUAUUGCGGAAUUUAAAGCUUAAAUGCAAACGCUUAAUUAAAACAUAGACAAUUAAACAAUUGCAUAAUGUACUGGUACAUUGUGUCUGUGCUGCUGCUCUUCUGCACGGCCAAGACGCAGCCCGUCACUGUGGAUUGCAACGAGCUGCUGAUGGGUCAAUAUAUGUGCCCCGAUCCCGCCAAGCAUCACAUUGAUCCCGAAACCCAGCAACUGCGCGGCUGCACCAAAGAGAAUCGAGCGCCCGUAUGGUGCAUAGCUGCCCACGAUAUCAACUGCACCGAGACGGGUAACUCAACGUUCACGCGUCAAACCACCUGCAAAUGGACCAAUGGAUAUCAUUUGGACACCACGCUAAUGCUAUCUGUAUUCCUUGGCAUGUUUGGCGCGGAUCGCUUUUACUUGGGCUAUCCGGGCAUUGGUUUACUAAAAUUCUGCACGCUGGGUGGAAUGUUUCUGGGCCAAUUAGUUGACAUUGUGCUGAUCGCAAUGCAGGUUGUGGGACCAGCGGAUGGAUCGGCCUAUAUUAUACCUUACUAUGGAGCUGGCAUUACUAUUGUGCGAAGUGAUAAUACCACAUACCGUUAUUGCAAUCAGCUCUACUGCAUGCAACAAUAAUAAAGGACGUAGAUGUUACCAUCUGAAAGAUCAGCUUACAUCAAACAGCAACUGAUAAAAGUGGACUAUAAAUAUUAAUAUUAUAUAUUAUAUCUCAGUGUAUUUUAUAGCAUUAGUUACUAAGUGAAGAUAAUUGUUUUAAAUUUACUAGAAUUAAACACUUCUGUAACAACCGUGUAAAUAAACCAAUUGUUGCCAAAACUAUUCCCUGUUGCCUAAGCAGGCAACAACACAAGUAA
Drosophila grimshawi is the source of this 909-nucleotide messenger RNA. It is a transcript of the gene bisc, whose product is annotated as TM2 domain-containing protein CG10795. The record is from RefSeq and is a predicted model, not a curated record. Lineage: Eukaryota; Metazoa; Arthropoda; Insecta; Diptera; Drosophilidae. Bases 122 to 670 code for a protein of 182 amino acids. The transcript is spliced from 3 exons.